Messenger RNA from Trichomonas vaginalis G3, 1206 nucleotides. RefSeq names its product Potassium Channel Kv1.1, Chain A domain-containing protein. The transcript has a single exon. The record is from RefSeq and is a predicted model, not a curated record. The coding region runs from base 1 to 1206 and encodes 401 amino acids. NCBI's taxonomy places the organism in Eukaryota, Parabasalia, Trichomonadida, Trichomonadidae. Gene Ontology annotation, molecular function: protein binding.
AUGUUUUCUGCCGAGGAACUUACGAACUAUUUUGAUAACUUACCAAGAGAUCUAACCAUUAUUAUUGGAUCUAAAACCUACAAAGCAAAUAAGCAAGUAAUGUGCAUUUUUUCAGGAAUAAUUCAAGAAAAAUUGCAAAAUUCAGCUGAUAAUGAAAUCAAACUCGAAAUUGAAGAUCCAAAGGAGAUGAUCCCAUUAGUUAUUUCAUUUUUGCACGGUCAUCAAAUCAAUAUUUCAUAUGAAAAUGAUUUUUAUUUGAACAAAAUAAGCGAUGAACUAAAAAUCUCAUCGCUUAAAGAAGCUGUUCAGGAAUCACUAAAUGAACCUAUUACAAUAUCUAAUAUCAUUUCACGUUUAGAACAAAACACUUCCCAAGUAUUAGAAAAUGAAAAUAGCGAACUACUUAAAUUCUUGGUAGAAAAUAUCGAAGAAAUACAGAAGGAUGAUAGUUUAUUCCUUUCUGAUCCUAGAAUAUUACUAAAAGCUUUAGAAAAAUCAAAAUUUGAAAAUGAUGAUUCGAAAAACAUUUUCAAACUCAAAUGUGCUUCAAGGCAUAUCGAUAAUUUUGAUGAUUUCCUGUCUCUCGAUGAUUUCCAGCACAUGUCUAUUGAUGUAAUCUGUGAAUUCGUGACUAAUCCAUAUUACAGUACAUUAGAUCAGAAAAUGCCUUCAAUACUCAUAGCAUCACGUAUUGUCUCCGCAAUCACAUCAUUAAAUACCGAUAUAAACGAAAUUAAUGAAAAAAUACAAAAUUAUAAUUCCGAAAUUAAAGAAUUACAAGAAGAACAUGAUAGAGUUAUGGUCGAAAAAUGCCAAUCCGAUGAAAAAUACUUGAAAGUUGCAGAACAAUUCAAACAAUUUAAAUUACAAAUGAUUUCAACCUCAGAAAGGAUUGAAUCUCAUGCCAAUUCACUAAACUCUUUCAAGAUUUCCGAAAAAACAGUGAAUGAAAUUGGUUCUAAGCUUAAUUUCUUAAAAGUUACUUGUGAAAGGCUCCAAUUCUUCUCUGAGAGACUUUCUAGAGCUGUCAUAUUAUACCCUGAGACAACAAAGAAUGUCAAUCAGGUUUAUAACGAUUGGAAAGGAAGUAUUGCGCCAUUACAGCAGGAAAUCGCUAAUUUAGAAUCAAAUGAAAAAGAUAUUGAUAGCAUAGCUGCAGAUUUCCAUAAAUUGGUUGAAGCAAUUCGAAAACUUUCCAAUAUAUAA